This is a messenger RNA of Seriola aureovittata, 2296 nucleotides long. It is a transcript of the gene nanog, whose product is annotated as nanog homeobox. The record is from RefSeq and is a predicted model, not a curated record. Bases 355 to 1608 code for a protein of 417 amino acids. The transcript has 4 exons. Gene Ontology annotation, molecular function: RNA polymerase II cis-regulatory region sequence-specific DNA binding; DNA-binding transcription factor activity, RNA polymerase II-specific. Gene Ontology annotation, biological process: regulation of transcription by RNA polymerase II. NCBI's taxonomy places the organism in Eukaryota, Metazoa, Chordata, Actinopteri, Carangiformes, Carangidae.
UAAUGUAAAAUGGUUGUUUUUAAGGAACCUUUUAAUGUUUAACUUUUUUUAUUGGCUCCAAAAGUAAAAAAUAGCAAAUUGAUCAACGUGGCCAAUAAAAUGGAUUUAUUGCUGCCCAUGGAGAUUGGCUCAAAUCAAAACACACACCUACAUUCUUGCCCACACCCACAACUACCUUUAUAAACAGGCUCUGGGAGAGUGCGUGAAGUUUUUGCUGUUAAUUGGCUUUCCUUAAUUUGCCCGUUAGCUCAUGUGGGUUUGUCUCGCUUGAGUUUAAGCAAUUUUGGCAACAAUAUUUGACCGUAUCUUGUAUUUUGUUUUUAAAUUUUUGUCGCUACGCUCAAAAUCUGAGAAAUGGCAGACUGGAAGGCGCAGAUAAGUUACAACUACAACCCCUCUUACCAUGCCUAUGCUUAUGGCCUUAUGUACCAACCUGCGCCCGAGCAAAACCAGGGGAACUUGACCUGCUGGGGCGAAGCCGGAGUCACGGACUUGAACAACUACAACACCGGGGUAACACAGGCCUACUACGCCACCACCGCCAGGACCCGGGACGAGUCUCCACCUGGCAGUCCGGAGCAGCAUGCCGUAAACGGCCAUCACCACUACCAGGGUUCCGGGGUGGUUUACCUCGGUGACGCCCAGGCAGGCCGUCUAUUCCGGGCCAGACCACACCGGGCUGCCUACGAUGCACGGGCACAUGGGGUCAGGCGAGCAGGGAGCGAUUCAACCAGCGACUCGGAGCCGCACACCUCACCAGAGCCAUGGAGUUCUAGCAGUAGCAGAGGAGGAAGUCUGCCCCAGAUAGACUCUGCUACAUGGACAAAGAAAGAUCUUGGCAACGAGGCAGGCAGCAGGAGCUCCACUGCCAGCAAGGAUGUUUCCAGCUCUCUGGUGGAGGAGCCACAGACCUUUGCUGUCACAAGGAAUAAAAGCACCAACAACAUCACCUCUUUACACGUACCCUUAAUUUCCACUAAUAAGCUAAGUAAUACUGUUGGAAAUAACCCUAAAGGAAAGGUCCGGGCUGCCUUCUCAGAGAGUCAGAUGAAUGCUCUUGUCCAGCGCUUUAGCGUGCAGAGGUACCUCACCCCAGCUGAAAUGAAGAACCUGGCAGAAAUGACAGGACUGACCUACAAACAGGUGAAGACUUGGUUUCAAAACCGAAGGAUGAAGCUAAGGAGGCAUCAGAAAGAUACCAGCUGGGUGUCUGAGCGCUAUACAAUCAACAAGGACAGCCCACUUAAUGGAACCAUAUACACCAACAUUCCCUCGCAUAUCCCAUCUUAUCAGGGAGAGGCCCAACCCCAGCUCAAGGAGCAUUACAACCAGCACAUGGUGGAGGCAGCCUUAAAGAAGACUGCUCCUCAGAACGUGGCCUUUUAUUUGGCUGCUAUGGGCAGUGCCGCUGGACCUCCCGGGUACCACUCCUGGUCGUCCACUUCAUCCCAGACUGCAGUGUCCACAAGGCCCCAGGCAACUGGCUGGUCCAUGCCCCCAGGUGUCGGCCAGUAUGAAUACAGUCCCAAUGUAUUUAACUCAUCUGCAAGUAACACUGGGCAUGAUAUGAGCUUUGAAACCAAAGAUGAGGAGCCUGUCGACAGCUGAAAGUCUUUAAACACAGCCAUAGUACAUCAUUCCAGCCAACAGUUGUUUGAGCUCAUAAGCAUUUCUGUAAAUGUUACUUGACAGCCAUCUUUACUGUUUGUGAAUGUAGUUUGUAAUUAACUGAGGUCAUUUUUUUUGAUUGGCUUGGUGUACAUAUGCCUUGUUCAUACACAUACUGUUCAAAAUUAUUUUACUGUUUGAUCUUGAAGUUUUAUUUUUAUAUGCAACUAUUUAAUGUAUGUUGGUGUGUUCUUUGCGCUUGGUGAUACUACAUGGGUCCAUGUUGGAUGCAUUCUUCGUAUUACAUUGGUUUGUGUCUUUUUUUUUUUUUUUCUUUUUUUUUUUUUAAAAGGCAAAGUACUGAUACAGGUCUGAUAUGCUACACAUUAUUUUUUUUAUUUUUUAUAUAUAAAUACAAGUUCACUUAAACUUGAAAAAUUGUCUUCAUUUCACUUUGAAUGUUUUGCUGUAAGCAUAACAUGGUGACCUUGAUAACAUACAUUCACAUUACUCCUCUCUAAUUUGUGAUUGAAUAGAGUAUGAUACACAUGGUGUGACAGUUUUGCUAUUAGCAGCUAAUUUUAAAUGCCAUACUCCAAUACUAGCUAUCAAGACUAGGAGGCAGUAGAUAUGCAUCAAACAUGUCCAACAGCUCAAAAAAGCGUUGGACAUGAAAAGUGUAGCAUCU